This is a messenger RNA of Phanerochaete carnosa HHB-10118-sp, 1512 nucleotides long. RefSeq lists its product as uncharacterized. The record is from RefSeq and is a predicted model, not a curated record. NCBI's taxonomy places the organism in Eukaryota, Fungi, Basidiomycota, Agaricomycetes, Polyporales, Phanerochaetaceae. Gene Ontology annotation, cellular component: cytosol. Gene Ontology annotation, molecular function: tRNA binding; sulfurtransferase activity. Gene Ontology annotation, biological process: tRNA wobble position uridine thiolation. The coding region runs from base 1 to 1512 and encodes 503 amino acids. The transcript has 7 exons.
AUGUCAUGCGAAAACCCGACAGCGGAGGCAGACGCUAUCAUGCCUCGAAAGCGCAAGUACGACAAGUCACGAACUUGUGUCAAGUGCAAAGAGAACGCCGGCAAUGUUGUUGUCAGGCAUGCGGUGUAUUGCAGAGCGUGCUUCAUACCACAGAUGACAUAUAAGUUCAGGCGUUCGCUCGAGCCAUAUGUCAACGCGAAACCUGACGGACCACGACGUACUGCACUGAAACCAACUGGAAAUCUCCUCGUAGCCUUUUCAGGAGGACUUGGAUCAACCGUGCUACUCGACCUUGUGAACCGCUGCUACGUCUCUCCCGACCCUACACUCCUCACUGCGGAUGGAGGGCGAGACCACCCACGAAACGAGCGUGUCUGGAAGAGGGUCCAUGUAUGCUAUGUUGAAUGUUGCGAUGUUCUUCUAGGGACGAAAGACCGAACCGAGGAGGUCAAGAAUCUAGUCGAACAGAUCCAAGGGGUGGAAUUUAUCUCCCUCCGAAUACAAGACGCCUUCGACUCUUCUUGGUGGAAUAGCAUCUUUCACGAGGAUUCAAAUGGUGAUGUUGUUGUGGACCUCAGUGAUGAAAUGCUACCUUUUGUCACGACAGGCAGCAGUACUCAGACCCCGCUCUCCGCCAUGAAAGCCUACCUCGCAUCGCUACCUACACCCACGGCUCUUCCUACUACACUCAAUAAUCUCAUCCGCGUUCUUCUCCAGCACACCGCUCUGAAUACCAACUCCUCGCAUCUUCUCUUUGGCACAUCCCUCACCAGCCUCGCAGUCUCUCUAAUCUCAAACGUGUCUCAGGGAGGGGGCUUUCACGUCAAAGAGGAGAUGCAGGAAGAGUGGUUCCCCGACGCACGCCUCGCUAAAAACUCCAAAAUCGGGUCUGUUCGGCUAAUACGGCCCCUCAAGGACAUCAGCGUGAAAGAGUGUGGCGUGUGGGCGUGGUGGUCGCGGCUACGAGUCAUCGGCCGCGAAGAGUGGACAUGGCCAGGGGCAAAGCCGGGUAUCGGCCGGCUGACGAAAGACUUCAUUAGAGGACUCGAGACCGACUACCCUUCGACGGUGUCGACCAUUGUGCGCACGUGUGGCAAGCUCUCGCCGAAGGGCUCGACUUCUGGACAGUGCUUGCUUUGCCAGCGGCCGGCGCAGGAGGGUGUUCAGGCGUGGAAGGCGCGCAUUGCCAUCCGCUCGCACGACGACGUUGCUCUAGCUGGCACCUCUGUUCCUGACCCGCCAGGGCAUGCGCUCGCGCCGCUGCUGUGCUACGUCUGCCACACAACACUGACGAGCAAGGGCACGCGCGCCGCGCCGGCACUGUACCCCUCACAUACAAGCCCGUCGGUGGGAAUCUCGGUGCCGUUGUGGGCCUCCUCGUAUCUUCUAGGCAGCGCGCUGCACGACGAGAGCUCUGACACGGGCUUCGUAGAGCCUGUCGCGUUCUCGGGCGGGAAGAGGAUGAGUCAGGAGGAGCUGCGUGGGGCGAUCAGCGAGUUUAUCUUAGAUUAG